Molecule: messenger RNA, 898 nt
Organism: Desarmillaria tabescens
Lineage: Eukaryota; Fungi; Basidiomycota; Agaricomycetes; Agaricales; Physalacriaceae
Exons: 4
Coding region: 185-400 (71 amino acids)
Source: RefSeq, a predicted model, not a curated record
GUGGAGAGGAAGUCAAAGAAGGACUAUUUGACUGUCAAUGUAGACAGCCUGAUGAUGGAAUCUCUCCCACUGUCAAAUGCACCAAAUGCUCAGUUUGGGGACAUAGACACUGUAACGAUCAAUUACGGUACAUCUGCUGGAGAUGUGCUCCCACUUCUGGUAAUAGUGGCAGCACGGACGAUCUAUGACUCCAGCAUUAAACAAUUUACUACAAGCGCGCAAUCGUCUGUACGACGUCUCCUGGGUGGAAAGUGUGUCAGGUCCUCGGAAUGCUCCUACAUGGACCAUCCAGUUUAAGUUCGCGGGUGCUGUGAUUGGGGUAGGAACGGGCAUAACAAAACGGUUGGCCAAAGAGGAUGCUAUAAGACAGGCUUACACCUCUUUGCAAAGUACGGGGUAGCUGGGCUAAACUGUUACUUUCAUUGUUCCAACAUAGAUGAAAGGCAUAUGUUCUUCAAGCGUACUUGAGUCAUGGACGGGUCUUGUUGGUGCGAACUCAUUUCAACACGAAGUCAAAAUAUAUGUCAGAUGUGUUGCAGACACGAUAGCUGGUUGGGGACCGAUACGCCUAGACCUGUACCAUAUACAUAUGCGUGAGUAUGAAUGACAGGGUAAGAGAAUAAAGGGAAGAAAGAUUAAAGAUAUAUGUUCUUCUUCAGUUUUAGGGAGGAGAUGGAAAAUGACUGAGGAAGGAGAAAGAAGUAACGACGUAUUAUGUGUGAAGGGAAGACGAUGCUGCCCAGAUGGGGGCAGGGCAGUGGGUCCAAAAUUCACUUCCAAGCUUUGCAUCGCGGAAAAAUCCAGACUCCUUCCCACUCUCCUCAAUGGGGGGUAAAACUGCUUCGCAGUAUGACGAGACCCUAAUGUAUUUUUAUCUUAUCUUAUCAAUACACGUGAC